UUCAUAUAUAGUGUUUCACUAAUAAUGAAGAAAAAGGGUAGUGAUUUGUUGCCAUUUAUUGCAAUGGUGAUUGUACAAGUAGGCUAUGCUGGAUCAAAUGUUGUGACAAAACUAGUCAUGGAUACUGGUAUGGACCCUUUUGUCCAGACAGCAUACAGACCUAUAUUUGCCACCAUUUCAAUUGCACCCUUUGCUUACUUCUUGGAGAGGAAAACAAGACCAAAGUUGAGCCUAUCUGUAUUUUUUCAAAUUUUCUUGUGUUCCAUUAUCGGAAUAACUGCGAACCAGUAUACAUUUUGUAUUGGGCUAAAAUAUACUACUCCGACGAUUGUUUCCGCCCUCGAUAAUCUAAUCCCAGCAUUCACUUUUCUCCUAGCCGUCUCAUUCGGGCUUGAAAAAUUGGGACUAAGAAGUAUAGCAGGACAAGCCAAAUUGAUUGGAACUAUAGUGUGUGUUGGAGGGGCAAUGUUAUUGUCAUUGUAUCGUGGACCUGUAGUGAUUGGCCAAUUGGGAUUUCACUGGAAAUAUGUUGAAAACACUACUGAUGACAAGGAUGUCAAUUCUACACAUACCAACUUCCUUUUGGAACCUUUUAUACUCAUAAUCAGCAGUAUUACCUAUGCAUUAUGGUUAAUCAUUCAAGCAAGAGUGAAUGAGAAGUAUGCAGCUCCAUAUUCUAGUACCCUUUUGAUGUUCUUCAUGGCAAGUUUCCAGUGCAUGAUUAUCAGCUUUUGUGUCGUACCAAAAGCUUCUGAAUGGGCUUUAAAUCCUAUUAGAGCUAUCUCUGUUGUUAAUAAUGGAACUGUGUGCUCUUCAAUAGCAUUAUACUUAUGCUCCUGGUGUAUAGAAAGGAAAGGUCCUUUAUAUGUCUCGAUGUUCAAUCCGUUGUUACUUGUUAUUGCUGCCUUUCUUAGUUGGAUUCUGUUGAGAGAGAAAUUAUACCUUGGAAUGUAAGUGAAUAAAACCAUCUCAUAUGUUUAUUUUUAUUUGUUCACUAUUUUUAAAAUAAAUUUUAUUUUUCAUGUUUAAUAUAUCAAGAAA
This is a messenger RNA of Solanum stenotomum, 1041 nucleotides long. Its product is annotated as WAT1-related protein At1g09380-like. The coding region runs from base 25 to 954 and encodes 309 amino acids. NCBI's taxonomy places the organism in Eukaryota, Viridiplantae, Streptophyta, Magnoliopsida, Solanales, Solanaceae. The transcript has 6 exons. The record is from RefSeq and is a predicted model, not a curated record. Gene Ontology annotation, cellular component: plasma membrane. Gene Ontology annotation, molecular function: transmembrane transporter activity.